AACGCGCAGACACCUCGUCGUGCCUGUUUGUCUGUUUCUGCGUGGAAAACACCCACACUGUUUCUUUCCAUCCACUACCUCGUGGUUUUGUGUAUUAAAUAUUAAGUAUUAAAUAGUAGAACAAGUGGUGUGUUAGGCAUGACCUGCCUCUUGUGACAAAGCUGCGACAUUUAAAGAUAAUCUAUUUUACUUUUUCAUAACGUUACUGUCCCGUUGACAUCCAAUGGGAGGGACUAAACUGAAGUGUCCAUCACCUACGGGAAUACAGUUUGGUCCUAAGACACUGGCUGCCGGAGUACGAUGGAACAUUUUAGCCUGAAUGUAUAUUUUACCUCCUUGUCCCGCGUGUGGAAUAGCUGUGUGUGCCCAGCCGGGAUAUUUUAACUGACAGGCAGCUGGCACUUGCAACAACAGUGCGAUGGACAGUCCAGAGGAUGUGAUCGAGCCAGUGGCUCAAAGCUCGACAACCCAUAACCUGACCAGAAGGCGCUUUUCACAUGACUACAACAAUCUGAGUCCAGACGAGAUAGACGGCCUCAUGUCCAGCAGUGAGGGUCGUCCUUUCCUUGUGGUGCAUCGUCUUCCUGAAAUAAAAGAGGAGCGUAUACCUCACUUAAUGCCUGGUACCCCCAUUACAUGCAGAGUGGACAACACAGAAAAAUACACUACUCGCUCAAAGGUCCAUGUAGGCACUCUGUACACAGUGCGGCUAACGCAUGGCCACUUCCACUGGACAGUGAAGAGGAAGUACAAGCACUUCCAGGAGCUGCACAGAGACCUUUACAAGCACAAGAUGGUGUGUCACUUGCUGCCUCUGGGAAGGUUUGCAAAGGAGAGGCAGCAGCUGAGAGCCAUGACAGAGGAAAUGCCUAGCCUACACGGGAAUGAACGAACCAGAAGGACCUCCAGCAAAAUGAAAUACCUUGAGGACUACCUGAAUGGUCUGCUGGAGAACGUAUUCUGUAGGAAUGAUCAGAGCAUGCUGGAAUUCCUCUCCGUUGGUGCUCUCUCCUUCGUCACUGAUCUUGGACCCAAAGGCUUGGAGGGACCCAUCUUCAAAAGGUCGGGGGGCCACCGGAUCCAAGGCCUGAACUGCAUUGGCCAUCAUCAGUUCUGUUUCCGCUGGUCACGGCGCUGGCUGGUGGUAAAAGACUCCUUCCUGAUGUAUAUGAACCGAGACAAUGGCAUCAUCAACUUUGUGUUGCUGUUUGACCCAGAGUUCAAAGUGAAAGUGGGUACUGCUUACACAGACAAUAAAUAUGGAGUCUGCAUUGAGAACUUCACCCGGAGUCUGAUCAUCAAAUGCAGCAGCUAUAGACAAACCCAAUGGUGGAGUCAUGAAAUCAACCAGCUGGCAGAUUCCUGUGACUUUCUCAAAGUGCAACGCUUCAUGGGGUUUGCACCACCACGGGAGAACACACUCACAAAAUGGUACGUGAAUGGAAGGGGUUACUUUGCAGACCUGGCUGAUGCUCUCGAACAAGCCACGGAGGAAAUCUUCAUCACAGAUUGGUGGCUCAGUCCUGAAGUGUUCCUAAAGAGACCAGCAACUGAUAACUACUGGCGCCUGGAUGAGAUACUCAAACGCAAAGCAAAACAGGGAGUCAAAGUGUGUGUUCUGCUGUACAAAGAGGUGGAGCUAGCACUCGGCAUCAAUAGUGAGCACAGCAAGAGGACUCUUAUGAAUAUGCACCCAAACAUCAAGGUGAUGCGACAUCCUGACCACGUGUCGUCUGUGGUGUUCCUGUGGGCUCACCAUGAAAAGAUGGUAGCCAUUGACCAAACAGUAGCCUUUGUGGGGGGGCUUGACCUCGCUUUUGGGAGGUGGGAUGACAGCCAGUACCAGUUAACUGACCUGGGUUUGACAGAGAUGGCCAACGGUGCAACCACGGAGGAGCCCAAAGGAGAUACAGGGGAUAAUGGUGUGGCUGAUGGUCUAAAACCAUCUGAACCAAAUAAGCAAGCAGAGCAGGGCCCUAAUGAUCUGACUCACAACACUAAACUGUGGCUUGGCAAAGACUACAACAACUUUAUCCGGAAAGACUGGGCCCAACUGGACAAACCGUUUGAAGAUAACAUCGACCGUACUCAAGUUCCUCGCAUGCCGUGGCGUGAUCUGUCUGCAGCUGUUCAUGGGAGGGCUGCCAGGGAUGUAGCCCGCCACUUCAUCCAGCGCUGGAACUUCACCAAGAUCUUCAAAAACAAGUACAAGGACGAGUUCUACCCUUACCUUCUUCCCAAGUCUCACUGUACCGCUGACUCGCUCUCAUUCACUGUGACUGAGUCCAAGAAGGCCAAAGUGCAGGUGCUGCGCUCUGCCGAUCGUUGGUCUACUGGAACCUGUGAGAACUCGAUCCUCAAUGCCUACAUCCACACCAUCGAGAACAGCGAGCACUACAUCUACAUUGAGAACCAGUUCUUCAUCAGCUGUGCCGAUGGGAAGACCGUCCAUAAUGGGAUCGGCGAUGCAAUUGUAAAGCGAAUCCUGCGUGCACACAGAGAGCAGAAGAAAUACAGAGUGUUUGUGGUGAUUCCCCUGCUUCCUGGAUUUGAGGGAGACAUCAGUACAGGAGGUGGAAAUGCCAUCCAAGCUAUUCUGCACUUCACUUACAGGACCAUAUGCCGAGGGGAGUACUCCAUCCUGUCAAGACUUAAUGAAGUGAAGGACCAGUGGACGGAGUACAUCACACUCUGUGGCCUGAGAACACAUUCCCAGCUCUCCCAGUCAGUUGUCACAGAGCUCAUCUAUGUUCACAGCAAGACUCUCAUCGCUGAUGACCGCUGCUAUAUAAUUGGAUCGGCCAACAUCAAUGACCGCAGCAUGCUGGGCAGUAGAGACAGUGAGAUGGCAGUGUUUGUGGAAGAUGAAGAGCGGGUCCCAUCCAUCAUGGGAGGGGAGGAGUACCAGGCGGGACCCCUCACACUCGCUCUGCGCAAAGAGUGUUUCAGUGUUCUUGUUGGAGCUUCUUCAGACCCCAGUAUCAAUAUUGAUGAUCCAAUCAGCGAUGAUUUCUUCUUCUUGGUCUGGAAUGCAACUGCUAAACUGAAUGCCACAAUUUAUGACAAGGUCUUUAAAUGCCUGCCCUACAACACUGUCCACAACAUGCGAGGGCUGAAGGAGUACUCCAGCGAGGAACGCCUCUGCGACACAGACCCUGAGCAGGCUGUAGAGGAGCUGAAGGCCGUCCGAGGGCUGCUGGUCCACUUCCCCCUGAAGUUCCUGUGUGAGGAGAACCUGCUGCCUCCACUGGCCACUAAAGAAGGCAUGGCUCCUGUAGAGCUGUGGACAUAACCGCAGCUGAGCCCAUAUCAGACUGCUACGUAACAGCUGAAAGGGCUGCUGUACCACAUGCUCCUACUUGUAGUUCCAGUGCACCUAGUGUUCAGCACAGUACACUAGCACUUCAGCGGUGAGGAAAAGACAUCACCAUAACACAAUUUAUUUGUUAAUCUUUGCAUUUUAUCUUGUCUUUUUGACUAACGAUGGACUAAUCUGAACAUAACCACUGACAUGUAGAUGAUGUACUGACAUGUAUGAUAGUUUUAUAUAAUUAUUAACCUAUACUCGCCAGUUUGUUCAUGAAGGCAGUGUCUGCUUCAUUACUCCUACAGUACAAUCUGAACAACAGGGCUAGCGAUGGUGCAAAACACACAUAAAUGAAUGUAUGAGUCAGGAGAGGAUUGCAAGGUUGUAUUGGAAAUCAAGUAUAUCACAUGAUCUGGGAACAUAGUGUACAGUUAUUGGUGCAAGGUUUUUGGGUGGGUGGGUGUCUCUCUCUCUCUCUCUCUCUCUCUCUCUCUCUCUCUCUCUCUCUCUCUCUCUCUCUCUCUCUCUCUCUCUCUCUCUCUCUCUCUCUCUCUCUCUCUCUCUCUCUCACGCACACACACACUCUCACUCUCUUCCUCUGAGGCUUCACCUCUCGCUGCAGUGCCAGCAAAUCUGUCAGAACAUUUGUGGUUGUUAUGGUGACGAAUAUAAAGAGAUGACUGGAUCGUAGCUGAAAGAAAGACUGAAUAGGGCAGAAAAGGAGAGCACUGAUAGGGGGGAUAACGUACUAAAUCAGGAUGGUGUACCAGAAAAUAGUAGGUAAUAAUGUUGAAAGAGGACUGACCAUUUCUGUGGAAGCAAAGUUAUUUUAAUAGUUUUGGAUAAAUGAUGUAGGGAAUGAAAUGAGGGCAAGAUAAUUAAAGGGUGCUACGUGA
Molecule: messenger RNA, 4203 nt
Organism: Micropterus dolomieu (smallmouth bass)
Lineage: Eukaryota; Metazoa; Chordata; Actinopteri; Centrarchiformes; Centrarchidae
Gene: pld2
Product: phospholipase D2
Exons: 24
Coding region: 419-3292 (957 amino acids)
Biological process (GO): phosphatidic acid biosynthetic process; cell motility; intracellular signal transduction
Molecular function (GO): D-type glycerophospholipase activity; phosphatidylinositol binding
Source: RefSeq, a predicted model, not a curated record